This is a messenger RNA of Hyaloperonospora brassicae, 321 nucleotides long. The record is from the annotation of a GenBank genome assembly. Lineage: Eukaryota; Oomycota; Peronosporomycetes; Peronosporales; Peronosporaceae.
AUGCAGAGGAAACCAGUGCGAGUGCUGAGCGAGCGCAUCAUGAGCCGGGGCUUCGAGCCUACGGUCGUGCGCCUGAUGGAAAAGGUUCAAAAGGUGGUGCGGGCGCAGCCUGGACUGCUCUCACUCGAGACGCUGAGUGACGUGGACGACCACCACAAAUACGUGGUGCUCUCGGAGUGGAAGUCAAUCAACGACUACAAGGCGUGGACGUCAAGUGACGCGCAUCGAGAGUGCACGAAGCAGAUCGACGAGGUGCUGGACGUACCUGGCAAGCAAACGACGAUCUACAAGCACCCGAAGGACGACAUUUUUCUGCUCUGA